Molecule: messenger RNA, 1494 nt
Organism: Cornus florida
Lineage: Eukaryota; Viridiplantae; Streptophyta; Magnoliopsida; Cornales; Cornaceae
Product: F-box/FBD/LRR-repeat protein At1g13570-like
Exons: 4
Coding region: 1-1494 (497 amino acids)
Molecular function (GO): protein binding
Source: RefSeq, a predicted model, not a curated record
AUGGCGGCGGCGACGGUGGAUGGCGGUAAUGAUAGGGGUAACGAUAGUGGUGGUGGUGGUAGAAGAACAACCAUGCAAUGCAGUUAUGAAAGGUUGGCUAUGAAUGUUGCAGAGGAUUUUAUCAUUGAUUUACCGUCGGAAAAAAAAGAUGUUAUCAGUGAUCUACCGAGAGACAUAAUAGAUCGUAUCCUAGCGCGCAUGCCCAUUCGAGAUGUAGCAAGAACAAGUGUGCUAUCAAGAAAAUGGAGGCAAAUUUGGGCUACACAUCCACAACUCAUGUUUGAUCAUCAGUUCAACUUCAACAUAGAGACCACAGAAGACAAACCAUUCAUUCUACAGAACUUUGUGAAUGUGAUUAAGAAGAUUUUCAACAUAGAGACCACAGAAAACAAACCAUUCAAAAUUCUACAGAACUUUGUGAAUGUGAUCAACAAGAUUUUCUUACUUCACACUGGUCCCAUUCUGAAAUUUUCUCUCUAUAUUCCACCACCCAUACAAAUUGAUCACAACCACGAUAUUGAUCAUUGGAUGCUAAUUCUGUCGAGUAAUGGUAUCAAGGAACUCACCUUUGAAAGUGCAAGUCCUUAUCCCUAUAAAUUGCCAUCAUGUAUAUUCUCUUGUCCGCAAUUGACUCGUCUGAAACUCUGCAAUUGCAUAAUCAAGCCACCACAUGCAUUUAAAUGCUUUGGUAAUCUUAUUAGCCUCAGUUUUGAGAAUAUCAUAUUUACAGCUAACAUGCUCGAGACUCUGUUCUCAAGUGCCCCUUUACUCGAGAAUCUGUUUAUUUUAAGCUGCAUUGGUAUCGAACAUUUUAAUAUCCAAGCUCCAUCACUAAAAGUACUGCAACUUGGGAGCAUUUGUGGAUUUAAAUCGAUAUCUUUCAAAAACAGCCCAAAUCUUGCUAUUGUCGUUAUUGCACCAUUAUUUGAAAUUGAUAAUUCGCAAUGGGCUAAAACCACCAAUUUGAUUGAGCUUGUUGCUAGUUUGCCUAGAAUUGAGAGGCUUUUGCUGGACAACUUUGUUCUCAAGGUUUUAGCUGCAGGUACUGUCUCAAAGAGGCUUCCGGCAAUUAAAAAUUUGAGAUUUAUUCAAUUGUUUAAGAUAAAUUUCAAUGAUUUGGAUCAGAUUUCAUGCAUUCUUUGCUUGCUUAAAAGCUCCACUAACUUGCAGGACCUUUAUCUUCAGGCCUUUGAAAGCAAAGGUACAGUCAUGCAACCGGUUUUCAAUUUUUUGAAAGAAUCCAAGUGGAUGUACCUGAAAUUGAACACACUUCAAACUGCGGAACUUGUUCUUUACGGGUGCUCGAGGACUGAACUUUUCUUCAUCGAGUUUUUACUUGCCCGUUGCCUAAUUCUUGAGAGAAUUUUCAUUCAGCUUUCAGGGGUCAGUUCAAAUGAAGGGUUUAGAGUCUUAAAAAAGGUGGUGCGGUUUUCGCGAGCCUCCGAGAAAGCAGAAGUAAUAUUUGAGUACCGAGAAAGCAGAAGUAAUAUUUGA